Molecule: messenger RNA, 699 nt
Organism: Puma concolor (puma)
Lineage: Eukaryota; Metazoa; Chordata; Mammalia; Carnivora; Felidae
Product: protein PIMREG
Source: RefSeq, a predicted model, not a curated record
AUGACUUCGAGAUGCACGGGAGUGGGGUCCUCCGUGCUCCAGAGAUCACUCCAAGACCAGGAACAGCUGGAAGAGAAUGCAGUUCCACAGCCUUCCGCCAGCCACCUGGAGACCUAGGGCAGACAGUUCCAGAGAAGGCUGCCCCUUGAGAUCACUCAGCCUCAACCGCCAGGCAGGACCUCCUGGAAAGGCCUGGAAACCCCAGAGCCAGGGCAGUAGGGUCUCCAGGCUAUGGUUCACUCAGCCAAAAACACCUUGGGUGCCAUGUCCCCGAGAAUCCAGGAGUCCUGCCAAAGUGGCACCAAGAGGCUGGUGAAAACCCAGGCAAAAGUCAGGACGAGGAGAAGAGGCGCACGGACGAGCAGGAGCCCCCCCACCCCCGCCUCAGCUCACAGCCUGAGUGGCACUUGCACCUGGCUGUCUGGAGCUGCCCCUGCCCCUCAACCCUGGCCUGUGGGAGAGGAGAGGGAGUGUCUCCUCUCUGCCCACAUGGGCCCACAUGACUACCCACUGCGAUGGUCCAGGAGGGAGACUUUCCGGAGCCCCUCCUCCUCAGAGCCCCUCUUCUCCCUCAGUGAAUCUGACAGUGACCUGGAGCCUCUGGGAGCUGGAAUUCAGCCUCUCCGGACACUGUCACAAGAGCUAGCCGAGGCCACUGUGACCGAAGAGAGUGGCUUCCUCCUGAGUUUGCUUCAUUAG